GUGUUCCUUAGUGGCCGGAGCAUGCGCUGGCUGCACGUCGCGGCCGUCACCCUGGGCGCGCUGAUCCUGGCCGGCACCCUGCUGCUCAUCGGACUACACUUGUCGCAGCCGGGCCCUUGCGGCCGAGGGGCCAUGCCGUGCUCCUCGGCGCCGACCUGCAUCCCUCAGAGGUCCUGGUGCAACGGCCACCGGGAUUGCCCCAGCGGCGAGGACGAGGACAGCGUGGGUUGCGCUGAUUGGGCGGGCAGUGACGGCGUUCUCCACACGGUGCUGGACGCCCUGCCUCCCUCCAAGACGAGGACGACACCGACGCUGAGAAAAUGUGCACUUACGAACUUUCCGGUAAGCUGCCGCUGCGAAGACACCAAGCUGAACUGCCGCGGGGCGGGCCUGGUCGAACCGCCGGCGAGCAUCCGCGGAGGAGUCUCCAAACUGGUUCUUCUGAACAAUUUCAUCAAGAAGGUGGACAGUUCGUCAUUCUCCGACUACCCAUCCCUCGCCCUACUGCACCUCGGGGGUAACAGCAUCACUCACAUCCCUGCUGGAACCUUCACGGGGAAGAAAUAUCUCCAAAAACUGCUGCUGAUGAACAACAUGCUACGCCGCUGGGACUCUAGUCCAGGGGAACUCCAGGACCUCCAGCGCCUCCAGUGGCUGUUUCUGGACAACAACCAGCUCGAGGACAGAACGUGGCCGCUCGGCCAGCUCGGCGCCUUGGGGCACCUGGAGUGGCUGAGUAUUACCAACAACAAGUUACGACUCAUGCAGAACGAAGAGUUUCCUCUCAUGACCUCUCUCCAUGAACUCAACUUGACUAACAACGCGGUGUCUCGUAUCGAGGAAAUGACUUUCGCUAGGCUGAGUAGAUUGACCCUCUUAGAACUCAGCAGUAAUGACGUCAGAAGUAUUCACCCCGCUGCGUUUGAGAAAUUGCUGGAACUGAAAGAAUUGCGGUUGGCGAACAACAAGCUGAGCAUACUGCCUGAUCACAUUUUCGAGUCCCUUGGCUCGCUUACUAAACUGGACCUCGGUGGAAAUCCAAUCCACAUCCCAGGGCAUCUAUUCCUCCCACUGCAAAACCUGACAUCCCUUGGCCUGCAAGAUAUCGACAUCGGAAACAUCGACGUGGAUAUGUUUUCGGUGUUACCGAAACUAUCCAACGUAUACUUCAAAUUUUACUACUAUUGCUCGUUCGUCCCACACGUGCCACGCUGCAAGCCAAACAACGAUGGUGUGUCCUCCAUGGAGCACCUGCUCCACGCGCUGCCCCUGCGGCUGACGGUGUGGCUGGUGGCGGGCUUCACCCUGGGCGCCAACGUGCUCGUCAUGUCCGGGAGGGCGGCCCUCAACGACGACAACCGCGUGCUGAGCCUCGUCAUCCGCAGCCUGGCCGCCGCCGACCUCCUCAUGGGAGUGUACCUCGUGGUCAUCGCCUCGGCCGACGAGGUCAUGCGCGGCCAGUACAACAGCUAUGCCCACGCAUGGAUGACAUCCUGGGCGUGCACGUUGGCCGGCGUCCUGUCCAUGGUCUCUUCUGAGGUGUCCGUCAUGACCCUGGUCUUCAUGUCCCUGGAUCGGUUCCUGCUCAUAGCCGACCCGCUCGGACGCAACCUUAUGUCCUUCAGGUCCUCCGCCAGAGCAGUCGCCGCCAUAUGGGUCUCGUGCGUCAUCCUGGCGGUGCUCCCAGUGGCCGUACACUGGCGCUCCAGCACUCGCUUCUAUGGCGCCAACGGCAUGUGUUUCCCGUUGCACAUCGACGACCCUUACCUCACCGGCUGGCAGUACUCCACCUUCAUCUUCCUCUGCGUCAACGGCGCGAGCCUUCUUCUAGUGGCGUUGCUGUACCUGGGCAUGUUCCUCAGCAUCGUGCGCACCCGGCGCGCUACUCCGCUGGCGGUCGGUGACGUGGACGUGGCCAAGCGCUUCUUCUUCAUCGUGUUGACGGAUGCCUGCUGCUGGGCGCCGAUUGCCGUCAUGAAGGUCCUCGCCUUGGCGCACGUCCACAUCUCGGCUGAGCUGUACGCGUGGGUGGUGGUCUUCCUCGUGCCCAUCAACUCGGCCAUCAACCCCGUGCUGUACACGCUCACCAUACCCAAGUACCGCCAGGUGCUGGCCCGGCUGGCUCGCCGCCUCGCCGUGUGCGACGCCGUGCUCAGCACGCGCAGGCCCUCCGCGGACUUGGAACUGUCCAGAUACGGAGUCCUCCCGCGCGUCUCACAGCCAUCGGGUUCAGACGGCGAGCGGCGUCACCCUGAGGACACCGGCGGACCGGCCGAGCCCCGGCUCCAGGAAGACUUCAGCAUCCACCAUGGCCGACGGCAACCUCGGCCUCCCUGGGCUCAGCGCCGGAACUCUCUUCGGGGAUCAGUCGGGGCCCCCACUGCCAGUACAUGUUUGUGAGGGGUACUGCUGAGCAAGUGGCUUCACUCCAAAUGUAACAUAUGCACUUUAGGAACUACAUGAUCUCUAAAAGAAAUGUGAUAAGACAACAACUGAAAUAGAGCGUAACACUCUCCCACUGCGCACAGUCUUUGCAGGGCUCAGCAAAAUCCAUUUGAAUGUUUCGGUGUUCAUUUAAGAAGGCACAGUUUUUGUUAACAUGUGAUGCAUCUUCAGUGGUAUGAUAUUUGCGCAAUGUAUAGAAAUAUCACUUACGUAUAAGCAAUGAUAUAUAGUACAAUCAACUUAAAAAAUGAACAUUUAUUCUUUUGAAAUAUGAUACAACGUUUAUAAUAAUUAUACAUGUCAGCAGCCCUUUGGAAUUACAAUGCAAUAAUCCUACUCUGCUUAUCUGCAAUGAACUUGGGUAUUUCAUAAAGAACAGACAGAAUUAAAUAAUGAUCUGGAUAAUUAAAAUGGGUGGAGAUUAAAAACGUCAAUAGAAAUAUUUUAAAAAAUAA
Molecule: messenger RNA, 2900 nt
Organism: Frankliniella occidentalis (western flower thrips)
Lineage: Eukaryota; Metazoa; Arthropoda; Insecta; Thysanoptera; Thripidae
Product: relaxin receptor 2-like
Exons: 19
Coding region: 22-2400 (792 amino acids)
Biological process (GO): G protein-coupled receptor signaling pathway
Cellular component (GO): membrane
Molecular function (GO): G protein-coupled receptor activity; protein binding
Source: RefSeq, a predicted model, not a curated record